GCCGCAUGGAGGACAUACACAUCAACACGCUCGUCAUCCGCGUCAUCAUCCCAGACCUGCAGCAGACAAAAUGCAUGAGGUUCAACCCCGAUGCCACGGUGUGGGUUGCCAAGCAACGGAUCCUGUGCACGCUGAGCCAGAGCCUGAAGGACGUGCUGAACUACGGCCUCUUCCAGCCCGCCAGCAACGGCCGCGACGGCAAGUUCCUGGACGAGGAGAGGCUGCUGCGCGAGUACCCGCAGCCCAUCAGCAAAGGGGUGCCCUCCCUGGAGUUUCGCUACAAGAGCAGAGUCUACAAACACCCCAAUGUUGAUGAAAAGCAGAUCGCCAAACUUCACACUAAGGGCAACUUGAGGAAGUUUAUGGACUUCAUCCAGCAUCAUCAGCUGGAGAAGGUCUCCAGGAUGCUGGAGCGAGGCCUUGACCCCAACUACCAUGACCCAGAAACUGGAGAGACGCCCCUGACGUUCGCGGCUCACCUGGACAAUAUGAUCGAGGCCAUCAAGGUGCUGCGGAAUGGUGGCGCACACCUGGACUUCCGCGCCAAGGACGGCAUGACGGCCCUGCACAAAGCCGCGCGCUCCAAGAACCAGGUCACCCUCACGACGCUGCUGGAGUUGGGGGCGUCUCCGGACUACAAGGACAGCCGUGGCCUGACAGCGCUGUACCACACGGCCAUGGUGGGCGGAGACCCCUUCUGCUGCGAACUGCUGCUGCACGAACACGCCUCCGUCUGCUGCCAAGACGAGAACGGAUGGCACGAAGUACACCAGGCCUGUCGACACGGUCAUGUCCAGCACCUGGAGCAUCUGCUGUUUUAUGGAGCGGACAUGAGUGCCCAGAACGCCUCGGGAAACACUGCACUGCACAUCUGUGCUCUCUACAAUCAGGACAACUGUGCCAGAGUGUUGCUUGUGCGCGGAUCCAACAAGGAGGUGAAGAAUUUCAACAGCCAGACUCCAUUCCAGGUGGCCAUAAUAGCAGGGAACUUUGAGUUGGCCGAACUCAUCAAGAACCACAAAGAGACAGAUAUUGUGCCUUUUCGCGAGGCGCCUGCGUACACCAAGCGGCGUCGGGCGCCCCCCCGCUCUGAGAGCACGCUGUCGGCCCCGCGCGUGCUGCUCCGCUCCAACAGUGACAACAACCUCAACAGCAGCAGCGCCCUGGUGGCCGCGCCGGACGGCUACGCCCACCCGCACCCCCACCACCACCACCCCCCCCAGCACCAACACUCGCAGCCCCAACGCAGCCUCUCGCCUCAGCUGCUGCAGCAGAUGCAGAGGAAUCCCAAUGGCACCGUGAGCACCAUGGGCCGAGGAGGAGGAGGAGGAGGAGGAGGAGGAGGAGGAGGAGGGAGGUCUGCUCCUCGGAGUCGCUCCCCCUCGCUCAGCCGACUACAGCAGCGGAGCCCCAGCGCCAGUGUGGACAUCCCCAACUCCCGCCGCAAGCUGUACAGCGCUGUGCCCGGACGCCAUUUUGUGGUGGUGCGGCCCUACCACCCCCAGGUCGAGGGGGAGAUCCCACUCUUCAAGAACGACAGGGUCAAAGUUCUGAGCAUCGGUGAGGGGGGCUACUGGGAGGGCAGUGCCCGAGGCCAUGUGGGCUGGUUCCCCUCGGACUGUGUGGAGGAGAUCCCUGCCAAACCCAAUGAGGAGAGACCGCAGAGCCGAGCGGAGCGGGCGGACAAGAAGAAGCUCUUCAGACACUAUACUGUGGGAUCCUACGACAGCUUCGACGCCUCCAGUGACUGCGUGAUCGACGAGAAGACGGUGGUCCUCCAGAAAAAGGACAACGAGGGCUUUGGAUUCGUGCUACGAGGCGCUAAAGCUGACACGCCGAUCGAGGAGUUCACGCCCACGCCAGCGUUCCCGGCACUGCAGUACCUGGAGUCGGUAGACGAGGGUGGAGUGGCAUGGCAGGCGGGGCUUCGCACAGGAGACUUCCUCAUCGAGGUGAACCAGGACAACGUGGUGAAGGUGGGCCACAGGCAGGUGGUGAACAUGAUCCGGCACGGAGGCAACCGGCUCAUCAUCAAGGUGGUCACCGUCAGCAGGAACAUGGCCGCCGACGACACCAGCCGCAAAAAAGCACCUCCACCCCCCAAGAGGGCUCCCACCACCGCUCUGUCCAUGCGCUCCAAGUCCAUGACCUCUGAACUGGAAGAACUAGAUAAAGUGGACGAGGUGCCAACCCAGAAUGCCUUGCGAGAGAACUCUGUGGACAUGCGAGUGGCCACCAUAAAGCCACGCCCCAGCAGCCGUUGCCUGGCAACGCCAACAGAUUUUAGUUCUCUGUACGAUAGGCAAGGUGUAGCAGUGGUGCCCCCGACGGUACCUGGGCCUUACCUGGGCCUCCCCAGGGGGACCAUGAGGAAACAGAAGUCUAUAGGAAUCACUGAAGAGGAAAAAACCUUCUUGACGCCUCCCCUGCUCAAGUUCACCCGCAGCCUGUCCAUGCCCGACACGUCCGAGGACAUCCCCCCUCCUCCCGGCAUGUCCCCUCCGUCGCCCCCCUUCAACAACUCCUCCCCUGGUGGUGGCGCGCCGCCCAUGCACCCCCGGGGCUACGGCACGGCGCACCCGGGCUUCACCCAGAACUCGGUGGGCCGGGGCCGGCCCGACUCCUCCGGCAUGGGCACCAUCCGCCGGGACCGGCCGUACCACCGGCAGAGCUCGGAGCACUUCGAGACCACGCACCACCACAACUCCCUGAUCCUGCAGCAGCACACGCUCCGCAACCGCUCGCCCGUGCCCGAGAACCCGUACUCCGAGGUGGGCAACAAGAACCCGUACGUGCCCGCCAAGCCGGCGCGCCGGAAGGGCAUGCUGGUGAAGCAGCCCAACGUGGAGGACAGCCCCGAGAAGACCUGCUCCAUCCCCAUCCCCACCAUCAUCAUCAAGGAGCCCUCGACCAGCAGCAGUGGCAAGAGCAGCCAGGGCAGCAGCAUGGAGAUCGAGCCCACCACGCCCGAGCACGCCGGCGGGGCGCCGGGCCAGCUUCGGCCCGACGACGGAGGCUCGAACGCCAGCAACCCCUUUGCGGCGGCCAUCGCCGGGGCGGUGAGGGAUCGCGAGAAGCGGUUGGAGGCGCGGAGGAACUCGCCGGCGUUCCUGUCCACGGAUUUGGGCGACGAGGAUCUGAACCCGCCGCCGGCACCGCGGUUACGGCAGUCCAAGUCCAUCGACGAGGGGAUGUUCAGUAGCAACGAGAGGCUGAGGAAACUCAUGGCUCCUCCCGCCUCCCUGCUGGACGUGCCCGGCGGUGGGGGUGGAGGAGGAGGAGGAGGUGGUGGUGGUAAUGUUACAGACUUCAACACCCCCGAGCCAACGCUGGUGCGAGAACCCCUCAACACACGCACGGGCAACUGCCCCAACCUGGAGAGCCCGGUCAGCCUGCCCAUCGUGAAGACCUACAGCUCCAACGGGGGCGGCAGCUACUUGCACCCCGUCACGGGGAAAGCCCUGGACCCCAACUCCCCGUUAGCCCUGGCGCUAGCCGCCCGCGACCGGGCUAUGAAAGAGCAGGGGGGCCAGCAGCAGCCGCCUCCGCCGCCCCCCAAGGGCGACGCCGCCCACAACAACAACAACAAGCCCGACCUGAACCAGCCCCUCUUCAUCGACACCAAGCUGCGCUCCAGCAUCGAGGCCAACUACGCGGCCAGCACGGCGGCCACCAUGGGCAGGCCGGCGGGGGGACGAGGGGCCCUGCUGCGGCGCCAGAACACCGACACCAAGUACGAGCUGGGCCUGACGAAGGAGAACAAGGUGACGGCUGCCAACGCGCUGACGGCGUCGGCGACGGCGGACGACAAGAAGAGCGUGAUGAUGCUGGACAUCGCAGAGCAGAAAUCGGCCGGCCUGCUCAUGGUGCACACUGCGGAGCAGGCCAAGGACGCCAACAGGACGGAACAGGAUGGCAGCAACGGCAAUGGCAACGCCCCUGCGGAGCUGAGGGACCCCAACGCCAAGCCGUCGACGGGUCCGGCGGCACCCGGCGCCGCCAACAACGCGCAGGCACCCGGCGCGGCGCACCCCAAGACCAUCAUCACCAUCAGCUCAGUGGACGAGCCGGUGAAGCUGCCCUUCCACAUCCCGCCCCCUCCCCUUCCCUCGGUGGACAUCGAGGACGACUUUGAGUUCUCGGAGCCACUUCCCCCGCCUCUGGAGUUCGCCAACAGCAUUGACAUUCCCGAGGACCAAGCCGGGGCCAUCGCCGAGCUCAUCAGGCAGCAAAGUAAAAAUGGCACAGGGGGUCGGGGUCCUCCGGGGGGUCACCACCUGCCGCCGUACCACCCUCACGCCCCGCCGCCCGUCGACAGGGAACUCAAACGGCCGCCGCACCACCACCAACACCAACACCACGCGGGGGGCGGGCUCUCGAACUGCGUGGGCCCUGCGCCCAGCUACCCACCGCCGCCUCCCGAGAGCUUCGACCACGUGACGGACUCGGGCAUCGAGGAGGUGGAGAGCCGCAGCAGCGGGGGCGGGGGCGGCGACCCGCAGCACCUGGAGACCACCAGCACCAUCUCCACCGUCUCCAGCAUCUCCACGCUGUCGUCGGAGGGGGGCGGCGACGGAGCGCUGCUGGACGCUUGUGGCACACUCUAUGCAGACGGCCAGGGCUUCCUGGUGGACCGGCCCCCCGUGCCGCCCAAGCCCAAACCCAAGCCCAUCAUCAACAAGAACAACGCACUUUACCGCGACCCGCUCAUCGAGGAGAGCCUCGAGUCCUUCGUCGGGGGUGGGCCCCCGUCGGCACCUCCGCCUCCCCCUGGAGGUGGGGGUGGGUCGGCGCUCUCGGAGCCCCCCAAAACGCCCACGCAGCGCAGCUCCAAGCUGUGGGGGGAGCAGGAGCUGAGGAGCCCGCCGUCGUCCCUGUCCAUGCCGGACCCCAAGGCCAACAUGAUCAGCGAGCUGAGCUCCAUACUGCAGCACAUCCACCGCGACCGCUCGCCCAAACCAGGGGAGGCCAUCGACUCACCCACAGGCUCACGCUGCUUUGGCUCCAGUCCCUCAGGUCCUCAACGGAGUGCCACCGUCACCUUCGCCACCCCCAGCACUCCUCCGUCCAGCCUGCCUCCACACCACCACCACCACCACCACCACCCCUCGCACCACCACCACCAGCAGCACCCGCACCUGCAGCACCACUCCUCCUCCAGCCCCAUCAACUCCCCUCCGGACUCCACCACCUCGUCCUCCUCCGCCGGCCGCGCCUCCUCGCUCCCCGGCUCGGCCUCCUCCCCGACUCUCACUGACGUCUUCGGCCUGCCCACGCCUCCCCUGGCAGGAGGCGGCGGCGGUGGAGGGGGCAGCGGGGCAAGCAGCAUGGCGGGCAGCAUGACGGGCAGCGAGCGCUACAGCCUGUGCUCAGCGGGCAGCCGCUCCCCGUCUCCGCUCACCCUCCUCCAGGCCCAGGCCGCCUCCAACAAGCCCUUCGCGGCCAAGCCGGUGCUGGCCUGGACCAAGCACGAUGUAGCAGACUGGCUGGAGAGCCUGAACCUGGCCGAGCACAAGGACGCCUUCAUGGAGAACGAGAUCGAGGGCAGCCACCUGCCCAGCCUGCAGAAGGACGACCUCAUCGACCUGGGGGUCACGCGGGUCGGCCACCGCAUGAACAUCGAGAGGGCUCUCAAACUGCUGCUGGACAGAUAAGAGAGAGAGGGCCGAAACCGAAACCGAAACGUCUUGAGUUGCUUCUAGCUAUCGACUGACCUAUUUAUCUCUCGAUGAGUCCCUCGUCCCUCGCUCUUGCUCUCUCUCUCUCUCUCUCUCU
Molecule: messenger RNA, 5775 nt
Organism: Engraulis encrasicolus (European anchovy)
Lineage: Eukaryota; Metazoa; Chordata; Actinopteri; Clupeiformes; Engraulidae
Product: SH3 and multiple ankyrin repeat domains protein 2-like
Exons: 21
Coding region: 6-5654 (1882 amino acids)
Cellular component (GO): postsynaptic membrane; dendritic spine; postsynaptic density
Molecular function (GO): synaptic receptor adaptor activity; ionotropic glutamate receptor binding
Source: RefSeq, a predicted model, not a curated record